UGUAACUUUGUUAUCUUGUCAAGUCUCCAAAGUUUACUGCAACUUUGUUAUUAUGUCAAGUCUCCAAAGUUUACUGCAACUUUGUUAUUAUGUCAAGUUUCCGAAGUUUACUGCAGCUUUGUUAUCAUGUCAAGUCUCCAAAGUUUACUACAGCUUUGUUAUCAUGUCAAGUUUCCAAAGUUUACUGCAACUUUGUUAUCAUGUCAAGUCUCCAAAGUUUACUGCAACUUUGUUAUCAUGUCAAGUUUCCGAAGUUUACUGCAACUUUGUUAUCAUGUCAAGUCUCCAAAGUUUACUGCAACUUUGUUAUCAUGUCAAGUUUCCGAAGUUUACUGCAACUUUGUUAUCAUGUCAAGUCUCCAAAGUUUACUGCAACUUUGUUAUCAUGUCAAGUCUCCAAAGUUUACUGCAGCUUUGUUAUCAUGUCAAGUCUCCAAAGUUUACUGCAACUUUGUUAUCAUGUCAAGUCUCCAAAGUUUACUGUAACUUUGUUAUCAUGUCAAGUCUCCAAAGUUUACUGCAACUUUGUUAUCAUGUCAAGUCUCCAAAGUUUACUGCAACUUUGCUAUUAUGUCAAGUCUCCAAAGUUUACUGCAACUUUGUUAUUAUGUCAAGUCUCCAAAGUUUACUGCAACUUUGUUAUCUUGUCAAGUCUCCAAAGUUUACUGUAACUUUGUUAUCUUGUCAAGUCUCCAAAGUUUACUGUAACUUUGUUAUCUUGUCAAGUCUCCAAAGUUUACUGCAACUUUGUUAUCAUGUCAAGUCUCCAAAGUUUACUGUAACUUUGUUAUUAUGUCAAGUCUCCAAAGUUUACUGCAACUUUGUUAUCAUGUCAAGUCUCCAAAAGUUACUGCAACUUUGUUAUCAUGUCAAGUCUCCAAAGUUUACUGUAACUUUGUUAUUAUGUCAAAUCUCCAAAGUUUACUGCAGCUUUGUUAUCAUGUCAAGUCUCCAAAGUUUACUGCAACUUUGCUAUUAUGUCAAGUCUCCAAAGUUUACUGCAACUUUGUUAUUAUGUCAAGUCUCCAAAGUUUACUGCAACUUUGUUAUCUUGUCAAGUCUCCAAAGUUUACUGUAACUUUGUAUCUUGUCAAGUCUCCAAAGUUUACUGUAACUUUGUUAUCUUGUCAAGUCUCCAAAGUUUACUGCAACUUUGUUAUCAUGUCAAGUCUCCAAAGUUUACUGUAACUUUGUUAUUAUGUCAAGUCUCCAAAGUUUACUGCAACUUUGUUAUCAUGUCAAGUCUCCAAAAGUUACUGCAACUUUGUUAUCAUGUCAAGUCUCCAAAGUUUACUGUAACUUUGUUAUUAUGUCAAAUCUCCAAAGUUUACUGCAACUUUGUUAUCAUGUCAAGUCUCCAAAGUUUACUGCAACUUUGUUAUCAUGUCAAGUCUCCCAAAGUUUACUGUAAUUUUGUUAUCAUGUCAAGUCUCCCAAAGUUUACUGUAACUUUGUUAUCAUGUCAAGUCUCCAAAGUUUACUGCAACUUUGUUAUCAUGUCAAGUCUCCAAAGUUUACUGCAACUUUGCUAUCAUGUCAAGUCCCCACAUUCCAACGAAAUUGUGCCAUAGCUUGUGCAACAAUAGCGAAUAUAGACAUAUCUUAUAAAUUCUGACUUAAUCAACCAAAGAAUUUAGAGCUGUACACUAUAUAAUGUGACUUCCAAAUAGAUAGAUGGUGCAUGGGCAUGAAUAAAUUUAAUGGGACGAAGAUAAGUGUUUUGUAAACGUUUAUUGAAAACUUAAUACAUCUAGCCAAAU
Molecule: messenger RNA, 1760 nt
Organism: Owenia fusiformis
Lineage: Eukaryota; Metazoa; Annelida; Polychaeta; Sabellida; Oweniidae
Source: the annotation of a GenBank genome assembly